Messenger RNA from Orbilia oligospora ATCC 24927, 1242 nucleotides. RefSeq lists its product as uncharacterized. Lineage: Eukaryota; Fungi; Ascomycota; Orbiliomycetes; Orbiliales; Orbiliaceae. The record is from RefSeq and is a predicted model, not a curated record. The transcript has 2 exons. The coding region runs from base 1 to 1242 and encodes 413 amino acids.
AUGGAGAUGAUGAUGGAGCAUAUCGAUUGGGAAACACCACGGGACGAGUUGCUGGACCAGCUCUCCAACCUCCUCACCGAAUUACAAAACCAUGAAGAGGGGUUAUUAGGGACUUUUGAUUUAUUAGAUAAUCUUGAUGGAACACGACGAGCCAUCGACCGUCUAUCAGCCGUCAUAACAGACAAAUUCACAAACCCUUCAUCGAUAGAAUACUUCUCACCAGCUGUAACACGUCCCCUUUCGACAUCGACAGAUGUCUCCAACUCCUCAUCCGAGCAGUCAUAUGAAUCCCACGAAUCCCAUCUGACACAACUCUCCUCACCGACAACCCUCAUCUCCGACUAUGACGACGACAUCAACCAUCGUCGGCGACUUCUCGACGAAGAUGAAGAACUUUUGUUGGCUAGAGCGGCUGCCGGCAUAGCCGGUUUAGAUGAGGACGAAGAUGAAGAUGAUCAAGACCAAGACGAACGUCUUGAGCGUCUCUCCUUCCUCCUCUCCAGCGUCUUAAAAGAAGCGAACGACGCAAUAAAGGACUAUGAAGUCAUUAGCGAAGAUCCAGAGGAAGAAGCGCAAGCGGAAAUCGUAGCCGAAGAAGCGGAGGUUAGCGAAAUACGUUCCGAACGUGGAGAAGUCACCACGCGUUGUUCGUCCAGAUUAUCGACUUCGACUUCUACGCUCAUGAUUGAAGAACUCCAACCUGGUCUGAGAUCUGCGGCACCCAGUCGGAAGGUGUCGAUGUAUGAGAUGCCGAGUUUGGUGAGCCAGGAGACUACCAGGCCUAUGUUACAGGAUCCACCUACCGCACCACCUACACCUCCACCGGUAGAAGAAGAAGGAGAAGGAUAUAGAGGGGAAUUAUUACCAUCGCCGGACCAUCUUUCCGUAUCAUCUCUUACAUCAUCAGCGGAAACAAUUAUUCCAAUUUGUCAUACUCCAAAACCCGAGGUAAUCAUCACAACAACAGAUUUCGACGAUGAAUCUCAAGAGCCAGUUGAUGGGGAAGUUAAGAGAGAUGUCAUCGCCGAGAUAUUUGGGGAUGAUCAGCAGGAACUCAGUCUUGACUAUCUCCUCGGGGAUUACCUUAACGAGGUGAUCAUGGAUGUUAGGAGGAAUGAGUUCGUCGGGGCACGGUUCUGGAUCUUCUUGAUUUCCGUUAUGGGAAUGUGGACUUGGAUGUUUAUCACGGAUAUGGUCAAUAACUUCAUUGGCAAUCUCGCUUGUGCUUGUCGGUCAGGUUAG